UGGCGCGCAGCUCGCGCGAGUAAACGCUUCCCGCCGAAACGAGGUUCGAAUUCCGAACGCCUGUCAUUUUUAUUUUUCACGCGCGUGUCAACGGCCAGUGUUUUCCAGAGUGCAUCGAUUCGGUUUGAAUCGAUUAUAAUUUGUUGGUGUUGUGAAUAAUGUGAUAAAAAACAGUUGUGAUCGUUAGAAAAAGACUGUUCCAGGAUUUUUUGUAAUAUUUAAUGUAUUAUUCAUGAAAUGGGGGAUUCUAGAAGAAGGACCUUCAUCAACACAGUUUUGAAAAUGAAUAUCACAACAUGGCUAUCAUUAGUCAUAGCCGUCAUCGCCCUAGCAACACCAGCACAAUCGGCCGAGCCUCGAGUGGUGUGUUACUACACCAACUGGUCGGUGUACCGGCCCGGCACGGCGCGGUUCAACCCGCAGAACAUCAACCCCUAUCUCUGCACCCAUCUGGUCUACGCCUUCGGGGGUUUCACCAAGGACAACACGCUCAAACCCUUCGAUAAGUACCAGGAUAUUGAGAAAGGUGGCUACGCCAAGUUCACUGGACUGAAAACGUACAACAAGAACCUGAAGACCCUUUUGGCCAUCGGAGGCUGGAAUGAAGGCUCCACGCGCUUCUCACCCAUGGUCGCUUCGCGCGAGCGGAGGAAGGAAUUCGUCAGGAACGCCAUUAAGUUCCUCAGGCAGAACCACUUCGACGGUCUAGACCUGGAUUGGGAGUACCCAGCCUUCCGCGACGGAGGCAAGCCGAAAGACCGGGAGAACUACGCCAAGCUCGUGAAGGAAUUACGUGAGGAGUUCGAGAAGGAAUCCCAGAAGACUGGCAAACCUCGUCUGCUGCUGACCAUGGCGGUGCCGGCUGGUAUUGAGUACAUACAGAAGGGAUUCGACGUGCAGACUCUUAACCAAUACCUGGACUGGAUGAACCUGCUGACCUACGACUACCACUCGGCCUUCGAACCAGCAGUCAACCACCACGCGCCGCUCUACCCUCUUGAGGAGCCCAAUGAGUACAGCGUUGAUAACGAGCUUAACAUCGAUUACACAAUCAAAUUCUACCUCGAGAACGGAGCGGACCGCGACAAGUUGGUGCUUGGUAUCCCGACUUAUGGACGGUCGUACACGCUGUUCAACCCUGAUGCUGUGGAGAUUGGAGCCCCUGCUGAUGGUCCUGGCGAACAGGGAGACGCCACUAGGGAAAAGGGAUACCUGGCUUAUUACGAGAUCUGCGAAUCCCUCAAGUCCAAACCGAACAAAAAGCGGAGUACAUCUGACGAGGAAUCUGAGGAAUAUUCGGAAGAAGAGGAGGAGGACUGGACUGUGAUGCACCCGAACCCCAAAGCCAUGGGUCCCGUGGCCUACAAGGGCAACCAGUGGGUCGGCUAUGAUGACAUCGAUAUUGUGAAGAAGAAGGCGGAGUAUGUCGCUGAGAACGGACUUGGAGGUAUUAUGUUCUGGUCGAUCGACAACGACGAUUUCCGCGGCAACUGCCACGACAAGCCCUACCCGCUCAUCGAAGCUGCGAAGGAGGCGUACAUUGUUAAACUUGGAGCGACAGACAACUCCAUCGUAACAGACCGGCCACAGUCAGCCACCCGCGCCAGCAGCAGAAGGAGGAACAGGCCUCGCGUCACCAGCACCACCACCACCACCACCGCCAGACCUUCUUCUUCCAGGACUAAGAGCAGCAAGCGCAAGCCUUCACCAAGCGUGGUGAGCACGACACCCACCUGGAAUAUCGCCACCCCUGAGCCGCCCACCACGCCCGAUCCAGGAGCAGACUUCAAGUGCACAGACGAAGGUUUCUUCCAACACCCGCGUGACUGCAAGAAGUACUUCUGGUGUUUGGACUCUGGACCCUCGAACCUGGGCAUCGUGGCCCACCAGUUCACUUGUCCUUCAGGUCUAUUCUUCAACAAGGCCGCCGACUCGUGCGACUUCGCCCGCAACGUGCUCUGCAAGAAGCCAGCGGCCACCACCAAGGCACCCGCCACCAAAGCCCCGUCCACCACCACAACCACAGCCGCCCCCACCACCACGAGGAAGUCCAUCAAGCUUAGUACCAGGAACUCGCUGCUGUUCAGGACUACUACCACGACUACUACUACUCCUGAGCCUGAGAGUGAAGAAGAGUAUGAAGAAGAUGUCGCAGAAGAUAACGCUGACAUUGAGGCUGAAGACCCGAGGGUUAUCAAGGAGUUGAUUGACUUGAUUAAGAAAGUUGGUGGAGUGGAACAACUAGAAAAGCACUUACAUUUCGGAGAGACAUCCGCUAGUACCGACGGCGCAAUCACCACCACGCCAUCCUCAUUCAACAAGAAGCUCUACCAGAAAGUCUUAGAGAGAACGAGGGGCAAGAGCAAGUUUGGUAGCAACAGUAUAUCCGAUUCUGGAACAGCCCAAAACAGCCGAAGAGGACCUCAGAAUGCUGGUUUGGAACCGACAGCCGACAAAGACAAGCUAUUGAGAAAAGAUCGUCCACAAUACACAACAAUCAACCGGUCGCGGCCAUCGACAACUGCAGCCCCAGAGCCUCAAGAGGAUAGUGACGAGAGCGAAGAUGAGAUCGAAGAGCCACCACAGCAGCUGUCUCGAGCCCGUACAGUGGAGGAAGACAUCUACGUGAAAACUUCUGCGAAGCCGCUUCAAUAUGUUAAUAUCCGUCGGGCGAGGCCUACAACAACAUCAACUUCCGACACCGCUGAUGAUACUGCUUCAAGAAACGCACUGUUUGAACGAGUUGAAAAUUAUGUCUCGGUUUCCGAGACACCAAACACACUGGAUAUCCUGAGCGCGAGACGAGAAAAUGUACCUGAGUAUGUCACUAUUAGAAGGCAAAGACCGACAACAGAAGAAACUACCACUGCACAGUACGAGAAUACUCAGCAAGAGGUAGAAACUCAGAACACUGCGCUUGAAAGAGAAAUCUCGACUCAGCCUCAGUACACGUCAAUCGUGAGAGUACGCUCCACUACUGAAGCUACCAUCGAAGAACCGAGCAGUCCUGAACCUACCACUAUUCUUGCCGUCCAAAUAUCUUCCUUACUAAACUCGCCCAGUUCAGCUGAAGAUGAACUGGAAACUUCUCCUGCCGAUGAAGAGAUUACGGAAGCUGCUACGACUACAACGACCACGACUUCGAGACCUACUACUACUACGACUUCAGCGCCCUCUAGCGCGCCAACCCGACGCACAGUUCUACGCAGACGAGGCUCCACCUCAACCACCACCACCAGGCCAGCGCCAUCUACGUCCACACAGGCUCUCAAAGAUCGCCGGAACAACUUCUUGCGUCGCACCAAAGCGACCGCUCCACCAGACACCACAGACACAGAAACUGAGACCACAGACAAUGUAGAGACCACCACGAGCAUAAGCAAGUUCACCAGGCGCGGCGGUUCCAAAUUCAAGACCCGGAAGGAGACCGAAAAGGCGCGAAUUGAGAAACCGGCGAAGAGUAAUCGGACCGACGAGCGGCGACCGACCGCUUCGAGGACCAGUGAGCGACCGACGCGAACGUUCGUGCGGAGAAGGCCUGGUGGGGCGAACUCAUCAACCACGACACCACUGCCUUCUUCAUCUUCCACCUCAGCCGGGCUGACGCGCCGUCCCUUCCGCGUGGCCAGUCGCCGAAGACCAGCCUCUAGUACCACCACCACCACCACUACGGAAGCCACCACCAGCACCGACUCCACAGCGGGACUGGGCAGCGAGGAGUCGCUGCAGGAGAUUGAGGAUACAGAUAUCAUUGAAGACCCAACCCUCGAGCCUCGCCCGGCCACCCAAAAGAAGACCUUCAAAGUCCAGCGGCGUCCUCUAGUCAACCUUAAAGACACCGCCAGCGACCAGAACCCCUCAGCCACCAAUGAGGACGAGACCAAACGCCAGAGCAAGAAGUACAGCGCCAGCUUCAAACAGAACCAGCUGGAUGAGAAGUUGAGGCUGCUUGCUAAGAGCCAGGAGAGUGGAGAGACUACGGAAGGAAAGGGAACUACUAUUGAUGCAUUCAACGCAGAAACAGCAGUAGCCAUCGCAGCGCACCAGCUCCUCGCGGCGCCUAUACCAAGCAUCCCAGUCUUCGAAGAGGACACCAACCCCACGAAGAAAUCGCCCAUCACCUCAACGCAACAAUACUACACCAGCUCGGAAACUGAGCCGUACACUGACAGCAGAAAGACGGAAACGGAACCAUACACUGGAGGCAGAAAGACAGAAACGGAGCCGUAUACUGACAGCAGAAAGACGGUCUACUUCGACGAGUAUACCAGCACCCCAAUUUACCAAACGCCAGCGUCUACUCAAGACUACAUAGCUACUGGGCAGGUCUUCACUGGUCUCUCAGAAAACUUAGACGUCCCAAGAGUUCCGCCUACUACCACUUACAUUCCAAAAUCCACCUUCAGGUCCAGUACUUUCCCCGUCAAAGAUGUAAGCCCUUCUGCUGUCCCUACGCCGACAAUCAUCAACCCUGGCCUGACAGGUGUAUCUCCAACGAACUCCUUAAGACGUGUGCCUCCAACUAAUCCUGGACUAUCAAGUCUACCACCUCCUAUAGUCUCAUCGUCACCCAGAUUUGCAUCAACCACUCGAGGGUCUUCAACUCCUAGAUAUGUAUCGUCCAGUGAGAAGCUGAUCCCUGUUCCUGUAGAAGACUACGCGUUCUCGACGGGAGAAUACACUGGAGUGAGCCCGGAGCCAGCUUAUUUCACAAGGGAAUACUUACUGGAGUCCCCUGUUACCAAGACCUAUGAUGACGAAUACCAAUACCUAUCACCUGUCACGACCCCACAAACAUCCACGCGCAAAGUCCUCCGCAAGAAGCUUCAAAGAAAAAUCUCCACCACCAUCAGGCCCACCACGCCAACUUAUGAAGCCCCGGUGACGACCCCCAAGCCUGCGGUCCGAAGGGGGCAGGUCAGGGCGAAGCCUUUUGAGAAAAUCAAGCCAGUAGAGCCUAAGAGGACCUACAGGCCGAUUGAGAAUUAUGACUACUAUGAUGACGGGGAAGAGAAGGUGGCGGAGAAAUAUAUCGAAGGAGCUAAAGUGGUUCUGCAUGGAAAAGGUACAAUCGAGUGCCUAGACAUCGGCAACUUCCCGCAUCCAACGUCCUGCAAGAAGUUCAUCUCGUGUUCCCGGCAGGAGACGGGCAACCUUAUCGGCUGGGCGUACAUCUGUCCCAAGGGGCUCAGCUUCGACCCCGUGGGGGGCAUUUGUAACUGGUCGGCGGGGCUUGGCUGCGACGAGAAGGACGUUUAAGUGAUCCUCUUUAAAGGCGCCUUGAAAUUUGCGUGAUUGUAAUGGAAGUGAAGCUGCAAAAAUUAUAGAAAUUGUUUAAAAACUACUAGUGGUGCGGUAAGCGCGCCAUAGUGGCGCCACUGUAGCUAUUCCUCACGCCUCUAAUUUGAAGGUGUCUUUUUGAUUUGAGCCACCUAAAUGACAUAUUGAAUCCAUAGACAGCAGAUUAGAUACAAUAACCAGCCAAAGGUCAAACAAUCGUUGGCUUCUGAGGAGGGUAGUUGAACGGAAAGCAUGGUCAUUCACAGUUCUUAAUCUCGGUUUUAGUGAUUUAAUACAUUGAAAUCGUUCGCACAUCGAGUGUCAAGCGACUUGUCACGUGGACAACUUGCUUUAGACCCGAUGGCGUAUUCAAGCUCAGUAACUUCAUCUCUACAGAAUCCACAUAGACUUGUCCACAUAGAAAUGUCAUUUAAGUGGCUCUUAUUGGAUUUAUUUAUAUUUAUGUAGCUGGCACGGAUAGUUUCCAAGUAUAGAAAGUGUAAUUUAUGGGGCUACUGGCGAAUGAGGUCCUGUUGCUCGCCAAUGCAUUGCAAUGGCGACAACUGAUGAGCGUAAAUACAAUAGUGAACAUUAAUUUUAUUCACAUAAAGUGACCGUAUUAUUCCAAAUUUCACCCUACUCAUCCGUGCCAGCCUAAAUGAAUCAUUAAUAUGGUUCACAAUGUUUAGCCAUUAGCCCAUGAUACAUACUGAACUAGUGGAAUGUUAAUAAAAAUUAUGAAUUUGGCCCUACCGUUUAAGACCAAACUAGGUAAAUCUCAUCUACUAGUUCAGUAGACAUUAUAACAUUCAUUACAGUUUACAGAUCAGUCAGUAUCAGCUGAUGGCCAAAUAAAAUGGCUCCAACAAGAGCCUCUUUUAAUGGUUGGCCCAUUUAUAGAGAUUUUUCAUGAAUGAUGCGUAGUAACAUGCGUUACCACAAUCCCAUAAAUCUUUAUAUACUUAUGGAGUGAACAAAUGGACUGUAUCCUGUUAACGACGUUGAAGACGUAGGAAAUCUAAUUCGCAUAUUUAAGCUUUGGGAGAGUUCCGUAUUAGUUUGGUGUGAAAAUCCCAAAUAAUCUGGGUCAAAAUAAUUUCUAUUUACUAAUUUUAUUUAUUGAACAAAAACACUUUAAUUGAAAUAAAUAAAGUCUUUGCUUUCAACAAUAUAAAAAAGUACUUAUAAAAUGCACGCUAGUUUUCUGAAUUUUUUAAACCACUAUUUAUUAAUAUACGUUUUAUACUGUGUGAUAAAGUGGGUUUUGACUGAUAUAAAACAUAUUUAUAAUAAGGUGCAAGAUAAAAAUGAUUUUGUACAUUACUUAUUUUAUUUUACUUGUAUUUGUUGCACUGGACAAUCUUAAUACUUAGUUUAGUUACGUUUCUGUAGUAAAAUUGUAUAUUCUAAGUCAAAAUAAUAUUUUACCUAUUGAAAUCGGUCACUGCCAAAUGUAUAAUCUAUCUUUUUAUACACUUUUUGUAAGUUUUACUUUUGUAUAUCGUUACUUUCCUCGACUUUCAGUAUCUUUUUUUCCUUUUUCCAAUAACAAUAUUGUUACCUAAUUAUUAUUUAAGUCGAGUAACGAAAAAGGAAACUUAUUUCAAAAUGUGCCUUAAUUAUUUUACAAUCGUUAGUUUAUAAGAUUUAUGUGAAAUUAUUUUUAAGAAAUAAAAAAUAAAUAAAUA
Ostrinia nubilalis (European corn borer) is the source of this 6968-nucleotide messenger RNA. RefSeq names its product mucin-5AC (gene Cht6). The transcript is spliced from 25 exons. Gene Ontology annotation, cellular component: extracellular region. The record is from RefSeq and is a predicted model, not a curated record. Gene Ontology annotation, molecular function: chitinase activity; chitin binding. NCBI's taxonomy places the organism in Eukaryota, Metazoa, Arthropoda, Insecta, Lepidoptera, Crambidae. Gene Ontology annotation, biological process: chitin catabolic process; carbohydrate metabolic process. Bases 238 to 5259 code for a protein of 1673 amino acids.